CUAUUUACACGCAUGGGCGCUCCAUGCCGACGAGCUGCAGCGAUAGAUUAGUUAAUAAUUAAGCAGCAACAAUGGAGGCGGCAGCUCCCAGCACCCUGCGGAAGCGGCCGCUCUCGGUCCGCACGUCGACGAGCGACGACAAUGGAACUGACGGGCGGAUGGCGCCAGACGACGAGCUGGGGGAGCCCGUCAGCCCUUCGGCGAGGCUCGUGGAAGAUUUCUACAUCAUCGUCGUCAUCGGCGCCGCGACGCCGCUCAACAUCCCGGCCCUCCGCGCCGGCAUCGAGGCCCAGCUCGCGCGCUACCCACACUUCCGCAGCAUCCAAGUGACGGACAAGGACGGCAACCUGCGGUGGGCGCCCACGACGGUGAACGUGGAGGACCAGCUCAUCUGCCCGGCGCUGGACUCGGCGGCCGUCGCCGCCGACCCGGACAAGGCCGUGGAGGAUUACGUCGCGUCGCUCUCGACGCUGCCCAUGGACUGGUCCCGGCCGCUCUGGGAGUUCCACCUCUUCGACUUCCCGACCUCCGAGGCCACGGCCACCGCGGCGAUCCGGGUGCACCACUCCCUCGGGGACGGCAUGUCGCUGCUCACGCUCCUCAUGGCCUGCACGCGCAGCGCCGCCGACCCGAUCAGGCUGCCGGCCAUGCCGCCGCUGCCGACGCGCACGGGCGCCAUCUACCAGCGCCCGCGCCCCUCGGCGGGCGCCCUGGCGUACCUCGCGUGGCUCUGGUCGUUCAUCGUGCUCGCCUGGCACACCGCGGUGGACGUGGUGGCCUUCUUCGCGACCAUAUUGUGCCUCAGAGACCCCCACACGCUGUUCAAGCGGGUGAACCAUGCUGAGUCGCAGCGCAAGCGCAUCGUCCAUCGGAGCCUUAGCCUCGACGACGUCAAGUUCGUCAAGAACGCCAUGAAAUGCACAGUUAACGAUGUGUUGGUUGGGGUCACGUACGCUGCCCUAUCACGCUAUUACUUCCGGAAGUCAGGUGACACCGACAAGGAGAUACGUGUGCGCUCAAUACUUCUCGUCAAUUUAAGGCCAACCACAAGCCUACACGCAUGCGUUAACAUGAUAGAAUCCGGCAAGGGAAGCGAUGUGAAAUGGGGCAACAAACUCGGCUUCAUCAUCCUUCCGUUCUUCAUAGGCAAGCACAGCGACCCGCUGGAUUACGUUCGCAAGGCGAAGAAGGUUGUGGACAGGAAGAAGAGCUCCCUGGAGGUGGUGUUCACACACCUAGCAGCAGAAGUGAUACUCAAACUUUUCGGACUCAAGGCAGCUGCAGCUAUCUUCCAUCGUAUGAUCUCCCACACUACCAUAUCCUUCUCCAACAUGACUGGCCCGGUUGAACAGGUGGAGUUUUGUGGGCAUCCAGUUGUCUUCAUCGCCCCUAGCGGCUAUGGUCCUCCGGAAGCCCUAACUGUGAAUUAUCAAAGUUAUGUCAACACCAUCAUGGUAAACCUAGCACUGGAUGAGGCACAGUUUCCAGACUGUCAUGAACUUCUGGACGACUUUGCUGAAUCCCUUGCACGUAUUAAGGAUGCAGCCUCGCGUCUUGGAAAUCAGCACAGGAAGGCUUAAGGCUAUUUGGAUCAGUGCAACAUAUUCAUGCUUUCACUCCACAGAAUAAUUGUACCAUUCAAUAUUAAUAUUGUACAACAUGUGUAUAGCUACUAAACCUACAAACUCAGCCAAAUUCAUGAAGCGCAUACAGUGAUUCUGGCUCAGGAUUUCCGAGAGUGCACAAACUAUAGUUAAUUUGCUCAGAUUUAGCAGAAAGUUAAAUAAUAAAGAGUAUUUGAUACA
This is a messenger RNA of Lolium rigidum, 1805 nucleotides long. Its product is annotated as wax ester synthase/diacylglycerol acyltransferase 11-like. NCBI's taxonomy places the organism in Eukaryota, Viridiplantae, Streptophyta, Magnoliopsida, Poales, Poaceae. The record is from RefSeq and is a predicted model, not a curated record. Gene Ontology annotation, biological process: triglyceride biosynthetic process. Gene Ontology annotation, molecular function: diacylglycerol O-acyltransferase activity; long-chain-alcohol O-fatty-acyltransferase activity. Gene Ontology annotation, cellular component: plasma membrane. The transcript has 7 exons. Bases 72 to 1580 code for a protein of 502 amino acids.